Molecule: messenger RNA, 678 nt
Organism: Danio rerio (zebrafish)
Lineage: Eukaryota; Metazoa; Chordata; Actinopteri; Cypriniformes; Danionidae
Gene: fgf5
Product: fibroblast growth factor 5
Biological process (GO): signal transduction
Cellular component (GO): extracellular region
Molecular function (GO): growth factor activity
Source: RefSeq, marked provisional
AUGAACGUUCCUCUCCUGCUUUUUCUGCUCUUUCAGUUGCCGCGCUCUGCACAGCUUACGGGACGUGAACGCGCGUAUUUGGAGCACCAACUUGUCGAGGAAGGGCGCGUAUCUGGCCGAAGGACUGGCAGAUUGUACUGUAGAGUUGGAAUAGGUUUCCACCUUCAGAUUCACAUCGAUGGAAGAGUCAACGGGAGCCACGAACCAGAUUCGUUAAGUGUGCUGGAGCUGUUCGCCGUGUCUCAAGGGGUUAUAGGUAUCCGAGGGGUUUUCAGCAACCGAUUUCUAGCCAUGAACAAGAGGGGAAGGCUUCAUGCCACUGAGAGCUUUACAGAUGACUGUAAGUUCAGAGAGCGCUUUCAGGAGAACAGCUAUAACACAUACGCCUCGGUGAUCCACAAAAACCAUCGCACUGGUAGAGAGUGGUUUGUGGCCCUCAACAAGAGAGGAAAAGCAAAAAUGGGGUCCAGUCCGAGAGUGAAGUCGCAACACGUGUCUACACAUUUUCUGCCGAGGAUGAACCUACAUGAAAAGACUGAGCAAGGAUUCACAGUAACAGACAAAGAGGAGGAAAAACAACCUCCGCCGCAUCCUUCAAAGCCUUCUUUACCAAAAGUCAACACUGCAAAGAAGAAUCGACCAAUAGUCAAGUACUGGCCAAAGUUUCGAUUCGGAUAG